Molecule: messenger RNA, 1041 nt
Organism: Procambarus clarkii (red swamp crayfish)
Lineage: Eukaryota; Metazoa; Arthropoda; Malacostraca; Decapoda; Cambaridae
Gene: Atg12
Product: Autophagy-related 12
Biological process (GO): nucleophagy; autophagosome assembly; autophagy of mitochondrion
Cellular component (GO): phagophore assembly site membrane; cytoplasm; Atg12-Atg5-Atg16 complex
Source: RefSeq, a predicted model, not a curated record
ACUGGGGUCCCUAUAAGAACCGCUCGUCAGUGUCAACAAACAAUGGAGGACGACAAGAGUACGAAGCAGGAGUCCGAUCACGACGACACCCACCACGACACCCACCACGACACCAAAGCUACACCCAGCAAGAAGAUUGAUGUAUUGUUAAAAGCAACUGGUGAUGCUCCAAUCAUGAAGAAGAAAAAAUGGGCGGUAGAAGGAGAAAAACCAGUAGGAUGGGUUGCAGAGUUUAUUCGUAAAUACCUCAAGAUGGAGCCCUCCGACACUUUGUUUGUGUACGUAAACCAAAGCUUUGCACCGGCGCCUGACCACAUCAUCAGGAACUUAUACGAGUGCUUCGGGUCUGAUGGCAAGCUGGUCCUACACUACUGCAAGACACAAGCUUGGGGAUAAUACUUGUACUUGUAUGCCCAUUUUUUCAUUAAUUGUAAAUACUGUACUGUAUAUUGAUCGAGUUAAUUUUUUAUAAGAUAUACAUUUUUCCUCUAGUAUUGUAAAUCUAAAGACAAACUAUAGAUUGCUCCAGUUCCAUUCUGAAAAAGUUCAUUUGUAUGUAUGUAUAAAGUAUGUUUUAAUAUGCUUCUCCUUUUAAUGUCAAGUCUUUAUUACCCAUUUAAUUUUGUCAGAUGUACAAAGUAUGAAUUAUGGUUUUGCAUUUCUACAACCAAUAAUAUUUUGAUAGGCUUUUUAGGAAAUUAGUCAUAUAAUUAAUGAUAAUGUUGAUAUUGCAUUAUUGUUAUUUAGUAGAGGUUUUUCAAGUAUAAUUCAUAUGCCAGUUACUGAACAAAAAGAGGAUUUUAUAUCCAAUUUAGUAAUGCAUGUAUUUAGCAUCUCACUGACUUGGUGAAGAGUAAUGUUUUCUUGCAUAAUUUUAUUAUUAUCCUUAUACUGUAUGAAGAAACCUUGCUAUACUUAUUACUGUAACAAAUUAAUUACCAACAGUUAUGUAAAAUGAAUGAUGUGUAUAAUACGUGGAAGUUAUUUUUUUUACUGUGUGAUAUUUCUGUUACUAAAUAAAUAGCAUAAAGAUAUUGUAUA